Messenger RNA from Nestor notabilis (Kea), 702 nucleotides. RefSeq names its product oxysterol-binding protein-related protein 11-like. The transcript is spliced from 6 exons. The annotation marks the transcript as partial. NCBI's taxonomy places the organism in Eukaryota, Metazoa, Chordata, Aves, Psittaciformes, Psittacidae. The record is from RefSeq and is a predicted model, not a curated record.
AUGCCGCUGGAGCCAGGCCUCACUGUUGAUGUUGAGACCGGUGGUGUCCACAAUGCUGGAGGUGACUGGCUUGCUUAUCCUCAGGCUUCUCUGGGGUGCUGUUUUCAGUUUUUCAGUCAACUUCUGAGACUGCUGAGGCUAGAGAUAGGAAUUAUUGAAGAGGAGGCAUUUGGAGAAGUUUGGGUUCAGUCAAAUGAUCACAUGGAAAAUAUUUAUGGCUACUUAAUGAAAUAUACGAAUCUUGUCACUGGUUGGCAAUACCGAUUUUUUGUUUUAAACAAUGAUGCUGGUCUGCUGGAGUACUUUGUGAAUGAGCAGUCUAGACAUCUAAAGCCCAGGGGUACCCUGCAGCUAGCUGGAGCUGUAAUUUCACCCAGUGAUGAAGACUCUCAUACUUUUACAGUCAACGCAGCCAGCGGGGAGCAGUAUAAACUCAGAGCUACUGAUGCUAAAGAACGGCAACACUGGGUUAGCAGGCUUCAGAUAUGCACACAGCAUCACACAGAAGCAAUUGGAAAGAACAACCCUCCUCUGAAAUCUCGCAGCUUCUCUCUUGCAUCCCAAGGAAGUGCCAACUCUCCAGGUGUGCAGAGAAGACCCAGUCAAAAUGCAGUUUCCUUUUUCAGUGUUGGACAUCAUAGAUUGCCAACUGGAAAAAGAGUUCCUAUUAUGCAGCCAGAUCACCUUGUAGAUGUUAGAGAG